UCCUUCACCGAAUGUUGUAGCACUGUCUUGAAACUGAUUAAAAGGUUGUAUUGCAAGGCAAUUCAUAUUUCUUGCAUAUGAUUGGUGAUUCAUACUUCUCUUUUGAGAUGAAUAAGGCGAUUCCUUGAAAGUACAAUAUUAAAUAAGAGAACUGAGAUAAAGGAUAAAAAGACAAUCACAUUAAUUUCUAUUGUCUUUCUGACUUCAUUUUCAACACCAAGCUGGUCAACAUCAGUUUCCUGAAUACUUCUGAAAGUAGCGCACCAUCAGUGAUGGCUGUAACAUUGGCGAUUGAUGAAGACUAUGGCUAUGUCAUUCUCGUAGGUGUACUUUCUAUGCUAUUCGGCUAUGGACUUGGUGCAAAUGUUUUCUUAGCGAGAAAACGUUUUGGUAUAAAAUAUCCUGCUAUGUUCAGUGAGACAAAUAUGCAGUUUAACUGCAUGCAGCGAGUGCAUGGAAAUUAUUUGGAAAUGUUCCCAACAUUUCUGGUCCUGCUAUUCUGCGGUGGCUUAGCACAUCCAAUGUAUUGUGCUAUCGCUGGAGUUAUUUAUCUCCUGGGAAGAUUAGUUUAUUCUAUCGGAUACAGCACUGGAGAUCCCGAAAAGAGACUGUUUGGACUUUUCUCCUACCUUGGACUUAUCUACCUCCUGUACAGCACUCUAGAACUAGCAGUAAGAUUACUGCGAUGGGUGUGAAAUGAAAAAAAAAAAAUAAUUUUCAAGUAAUCUUAAAAACAAAAUUAAUUUUCCAUCAGUACUGAUUUUGUUGAAUUUAGUCUUCAUGUGUACAUCUUUUUAUUGUUGCUUGAUGGCUAGGACAUUUUAUACCUUACUUUGUUGAAUUUGUAUGUAAUUUAACAAUAAACGUUUUAAAAAAAA
Molecule: messenger RNA, 878 nt
Organism: Stegodyphus dumicola
Lineage: Eukaryota; Metazoa; Arthropoda; Arachnida; Araneae; Eresidae
Product: glutathione S-transferase 3, mitochondrial-like
Cellular component (GO): endoplasmic reticulum; membrane; nuclear envelope
Molecular function (GO): glutathione peroxidase activity; glutathione transferase activity
Source: RefSeq, a predicted model, not a curated record